CACGUCGCGCGUGUUGCUUCAGCGGUGUCGCUGUGGAGGCAUUCUGCUGUCGGCGAACGCGAUAGUGAUUUGAGGAACGAAACGCAAGCUGUUCUCUCAUCUCGUCAGCUUUGAGGAGGCGGCGGCCAGGGACCAGGGGUGUCCCCGAUUGUUUCUGUGUGUGUGUCUCUGUGUGUGUGUGUGUGCCUAUGUGUGUGUGUGGAACCAGAGAGAGGAGAGAGAGUGAGAGAAAGAGAGAGAGAAACCAGGCUAAAACAGAACGACACGGCGCGAGAGAGAGGCGUUUUGGACUCGGUUUGGAAACAGACGCUACUGGCUGUUAGGCUGCCAGCACAUGAAAGACAUAAUUUAAACAAACUUACUUCGAUCACACCUCCGUCCGUCAACUUUCUCUUUUUUCGUAACACCUUUCACCGUGUCGGUGCCGCGGGCGUCCCCAUCUCUGCUGGGCAACUUUCCCUCUAGUUUGCCCGGGAACAACGCUCGCGACUCUGACGCCGACGUCUCCCGAACUUCUUGGGCCGAACGUCGUUGGGAAAUGGGUUCAUCUCGCGCCAGACACCCCGAAUAACGACGGACAUCUGAGGGCUCUGACCUGUCCUGGUCUCCGAUUUUCGCAGAGUGGACCCACCUUUCCAAGAGCUUUUUCUGGGCCUUUCGCCGAGUUGUUUAGAGGUCUUUAUUUGCUUCCGGCAACACCGAAGAAUCGAAGCCGUCCGCUCCAACCCGCUCCCUCUCUCACUUUUUGGAAGGCGAACUUUUAAAGGAAAAUGGGGCAUUGAGACUGUUGGCAAAUUUCCCCACUAUAAUGGCUACCGACACGUACCUGGUGAAUGAAGAUCCUUCCAGAGGCCCAGGGAUGCCUGAGUGUUUCCUAGUCUCAGAUACCUACAGGGAUGAGUUCCAUCCCUUCAUCGAGGCCCUGCUGCCCCACGUCCGUGCCUUCGCCUACACCUGGUUCAACCUGCAGGCCCGCAAGCGCAAGUACUUCAAGAAGCACGAGAAGCGCAUGUCCAAGGAGGAAGAGCGUGCGGUCAAGGACGAGCUGCUGGGCGAGAAGCCCGAGAUCAAGCAGAAGUGGGCGUCGCGCCUGCUGGCCAAGCUGCGCAAGGACAUCCGGCCCGAGUUCCGCGAGGACUUUGUGCUCACCAUCACGGGCAAGAAGGCCCCGUGCUGCGUGCUGUCCAACCCCGACCAGAAGGGCAAGAUCCGGCGUAUCGACUGCCUGCGGCAGGCAGACAAGGUGUGGCGGCUGGACCUGGUGAUGGUGAUCCUGUUCAAGGGCAGCCCCCUGGAGAGCACGGACGGAGAGCGGCUGGUCAAGUCGCCCCAGUGCUCCAACCACGGCCUGUGUGUCCAGCCCCACCACAUCGGGGUGUCGGUGAAGGAGCUGGACCUCUACCUGGCCUACUUCGUCCACACGCCAGGUACGUGGCCCUACCACCUCCUAUUGAGGGAUAGCAGCUGUGUCAUGUGCGGGGGGGGAUGUGCGCACGAGAGUAGCAUGUGUGACGUGUGUGUGACGUGUGUGUGUUCCUGAUAUUUUCAUGCACACACGCACAAACAUACACAUACACAUACAGGCGCACGCAGACACACGCAUACACACACACACAAACAUAUGUCAACGUAGGACAUAGAAACCUUGGUACACACACGCACACACACACACACACACACACAUAUAUGUCGACAUAAGACAUAUAAACCUAGAUACAAACAUAUGCACACGCACACAUAUAUGUCGACAUAAGACAUAUAAACCUGGGUACAAACAUGCACACGCAUGCAUACACAAAUAGCCACAUAUUUAUUCAUAUCAGAUGGUAGCACUUUAUUUAAACCACUUGUUUAUUAAACCCGUCAAAGACAUUUGGAACAACAAAAAAGAACAAGCCAUAAAUAUUUUGUUUUA
This is a messenger RNA of Gadus chalcogrammus (walleye pollock), 1915 nucleotides long. RefSeq names its product nuclear factor 1 X-type. Bases 809 to 1540 code for a protein of 243 amino acids. NCBI's taxonomy places the organism in Eukaryota, Metazoa, Chordata, Actinopteri, Gadiformes, Gadidae. The transcript has 3 exons. The record is from RefSeq and is a predicted model, not a curated record. Gene Ontology annotation, molecular function: DNA-binding transcription factor activity, RNA polymerase II-specific; RNA polymerase II cis-regulatory region sequence-specific DNA binding. Gene Ontology annotation, biological process: regulation of transcription by RNA polymerase II. Gene Ontology annotation, cellular component: nucleus.